AGCAUGGGUGUGUGUGCUGGCCGCGGACUGUGUGGAUGACGAUGGCUGUACCUGGACCUCCUCUGCUUCUUCUCCUGGCUCUGCUGCUGCCGCUGCUGCUGAGCAUGGCACCACUGCCUGCAGCUGCUUAUAAAAUUACACCAGGACGGCAACCGCAGCACAAAAUCCUCCACCUGGACUGGCCCAAAGACUGUGGUAUGGCCCACUUCAAACCCAACAUGGUUGAAAGAAUUGUAUCAGGAAACGAGGCCAGACCUCACUCCUGGCCGUGGCAGGUCUCUCUGCAGGUCCGACCCCGGGGAAGUAAACAUUACAUCCAUGUCUGCGGAGGAACUCUCAUCCACAAGAACUGGGUCCUAACUGCAGCUCACUGCUUUCAAAAAGGCAAAGCUGAGGAUGCUGGGAGCUGGAGGAUCCUUCUGGGGAAGCACCGUCUGAAACGUUCAGAGAUGGCAGAGAGGAUUUUCCCAGUGAAGAGAAUCUACAGACAUGAGAACUUCCGUUACCCAGCUCACACCGAGCUGGACUAUGACAUCGCCCUGGUGAAGGCUGCCAAAGAUAUCCUGCCUUCAAAUUACAUCCGCUACGCCUGCCUGCCACACAAGCAGACCAGCCUCAAACCGGGACACUACUGCUGGGUCACAGGCUGGGGAGACACCCGAGGUGGGAAAGAAAACGUGUCCCUGGCCGAGGCUCUGAAUCAAGCCCGUCUCCCCAUCAUCGACUUCACGACCUGUAAGCAAAAGAAAUUUUGGGGGGAUCGUGUCCAGGAUUCAAUGAUCUGUGCUGGGUUCAAGGACACUGGAGAUCCUCCUGCUGCCUGUCAGGGAGACUCUGGUGGUCCUUUGCUCUGUCAGCUGGGGCGUGACCGCUGGGAGGUGCACGGUGUGGUGAGCUUUGGUCCCAUAGGCUGCACCGUGGAGAACAAACCCAGCGUGUUCACUCGCACCGCUGCCUACAUCCCGUGGAUAGAGGCCACACGCAUCAGGGACUUCUUCCUGCACUAAGCGGAUCAAGAACACAUUAAAAAGAAUAUCUGCUCUGUUUAGUGUUCAGUAUCUCCAGCCCAAAACCAAACUGUUUUUAGUCCCGAUCACAUCUGCAAUCAUUUGUUUUUAUCUUUCGGUAGUUUACAAUUCAACCAUUCAUUCUUGAGUUGUGUAAAAGAAUAAAUUAUCCUCAAUGUGAUGAAUAAGAAUUGAUUUGCCAACAGAAAAACUGAUAAAUUUCCUCUUAAUACUAACAUUUGAUUCAACAGAGAAUCUUGUCAUUCAUGACUUACCAAUGAAGUAUUUAAAUGAUCUUUGAUCAUUUCAUUGUGGGAGAAUUUCUCUUCAACAACUGAUACAAAGUGACUUAUUAUUUUUCUAUUGUUUUUAUUCUAUAUAAGAUCUAAAAAAAGUUUAGGAUGCUUUCUUAUCACUGGUCAUUACUGGAAUUUGGCACAUUUUCUUAUCAUUAUUUUUAUUUAAUUUCCAUUCAUUAAAUUCCCCAGGAUUUUAUUCUGAUUCUUGAGUUGUUCCUUGAAGACAGUAUCAAGAUUAGGAGAAACUCUGUCGCUAUUUUAGGACUUUGUCACAUCAGCAAUGCACAAGUUGUGGCUGAAGACAAACCUUCUUCUGUGUCUACGUCAGGCAUGUCCACACUAUUUUUGAAAGGGCCGUGUGGCUGCAGGUUUCUGAUCCAACCGACCCAGAGCACACUGACUGAACAAUCAACUGCCUAAAGACUCAGAUCCGUUGAUUAAAUGAGCCAAGUCAGGUGAGCUGCUGUUUGAUUGGAACAAAAACCUGCAGCCACAGCGGCCCCUUGUGGAACUGUUUGGUCUGGUCCACCUAUACAACAAUAUAGCUCAGGGAAUUCCUCUGACAAUGGUGCUGGAGAAGUGUGUUGGAAUGACGGACGUUUCUAGACAAUUACAAAAAAGAAAAGAAAACAAUGUUAAAAAAGUGAUGUCACGAAAGGUCGAUGUUGCAACGUAUCACAUCACAAAACAUGUUCUCAAAAUGCCUUUUUGUUGUAGUCACUUUUAAUAUGGUGUGAUUUAUGAAAACAGUACCAGCAUACACUUCCAGUAGAACUUGACACCGAUUUCUUCUUGCAGUGACAGACGCCAAUGCACAUUACUUCAAUAAAUACAAGAGCAGAAUUACCCAUCAGGCUAUUUUCUGUGUGUUUGUCUUUAAUAAAACUCUGACAACAGUCUUUCAGUCCAAAGUCACAACAACACUCCCCUGAUGCCACCAACAUUAUAACAGCUCCCUUCGUCCAAUCAGUGUCAUGGUUCAGAUAUUGUAGGAAACACCAGUGAGCUCCGUCUCCUCGGCGUUCCUGUUAAUGACCAAACCAGUGACAGGAACUUUUCUUAGGCCAUUUUGUGAUUGUUGAAACCCUGACCAUCAGAUUAAUGUAGUCCACAAUUUCAGAAUUUAUUUUGUCCAGACAGUUUUCAAAUCCUUGAAUGCUUCAGGACAGGAUGGGUGCUAAUGGGUGGAAGGCAACCAAGUGGAGCCACUUUACACUUUGGGGGAAAUCUGCUGCUUACCGUAAAUGCUGU
Molecule: messenger RNA, 2557 nt
Organism: Cynoglossus semilaevis (tongue sole)
Lineage: Eukaryota; Metazoa; Chordata; Actinopteri; Pleuronectiformes; Cynoglossidae
Product: elastase-1
Exons: 6
Coding region: 36-1007 (323 amino acids)
Biological process (GO): proteolysis
Molecular function (GO): serine-type endopeptidase activity
Source: RefSeq, a predicted model, not a curated record